AUGGGCGACGACACUGGGUGGAUGCUCGGGUUUGACUACACGAUCUGGUCCGAGAGCAAGGAGUUCACGGUCGGUGACGUGCUAGAAGUGAGCGGCCUGGACUUCAAGGCCUGUAGGAACAGCAGGGGCACCGUUGCUUGGACCUCCGGCGCCGACCAGGUCCACCUCCGCGAUGCAGAGAGGAGGUGGUUUAUUUCCACCAUGGGGAACCACUGCAAGAUGGUCAUGAAGCUCCACGACACCAUGCUUAUGGUAUCAUUAUUAGCGCUCAAUGUCUUUGAGAAGGCCAAAUCAUUAGCGCUCCCUGUCCUGGUUGUGAGGCUAAGGUUGCAUGUCAUCGUGGCUGCACCGCACAAUGACACACGCAUGGUCCAAGCCAUUGCGUGCCUCCGUGCCGCUGGGCAUGCGCACUGCCCCAUGCGGCAGCUCCAGCCAUCGCAUGUGCUCCUCCAGACAAGCGCGCUGGCCAUGUACACCGUUGAAGGUAGAUAG
Messenger RNA from Aegilops tauschii subsp. strangulata, 492 nucleotides. The record is from RefSeq and is a predicted model, not a curated record. NCBI's taxonomy places the organism in Eukaryota, Viridiplantae, Streptophyta, Magnoliopsida, Poales, Poaceae.